Fusarium keratoplasticum is the source of this 423-nucleotide messenger RNA. RefSeq lists its product as uncharacterized. Bases 1 to 423 code for a protein of 140 amino acids. The transcript is spliced from 2 exons. The record is from RefSeq and is a predicted model, not a curated record. Lineage: Eukaryota; Fungi; Ascomycota; Sordariomycetes; Hypocreales; Nectriaceae.
AUGAGUGUCAGUACCUAUAGCGACGACCCUCUGGAGCAAGCAGGCAACCUCGCAAGCUGGCUUGUUGGGCUAGGCGACAACGAUUGGGCGUCGUAUCAAGGCAGCACCGUAGAACAGUGCAAACACCCAGGACGAAGGGAGAGGAUCGUUGGCUUGAUAAAGGCUAGUAGAAUCGAGACGACUGGAAGGAUAGCCUUUGUCUUCCGAUGUCGCGGCCCAUUCGUCGGAACCCUCAAGCCCACGCCACGCGAAACGUUCCCCGGUAACAUCAUACUCAUCUCUCAACGAGAACCAUCCGCCUUCUACUUGAACGGCACCUUGAUCAGUCCGGGAGACAGACAGGAGAUCGAUGGGCCUGCCCGCAUUGAAGUUGGCGCUGAAGAAGUGGUGUUUUUCUUGGCAACCUUCACAAAGAAGGUGUAG